ACACGCCCACAGUGGUGAUGGUGGUGCUGGCGGCGGUGUUGUGUUGUGUUGUCAUACUGUUCAGUCGUGCCACACACCAAUACACGUCCACACACAGUGAUAUAUACUAAAAGAAACACUCAUGUAUACCCAAACACUCGUAUACACACUCAAACACACCCAAAACCAGCCUAGAUACACCCAAACAUACACACAAGUGACGAGUGUUGAGAUCCGCCAAGGGUGAAUCAAACAGAGCAAGGCAAGGCAUAAUUAUCACCUUCACCACAACCCUCCACGGAGUCUUACGUUCAUUUAUUAAGCCCCCACACGAGGCCCCCGCCAUGGCAGACACCCUCUCCAGUAACUUCUGCUCCCUGUGUGGCUUUGCAUUCGACAGGUUUUCCUCGGAGAAGCAAAAUAUGAGGACAUCUUUAGCCUCCCCCGUGGUCGAGGAGUCUGGACUGCUGGAACGCCUGAACAUCACCGUCACACCACUGCGGAAGGAGCUGCUCUUCAUCUGCUACUCCUGCUGCACUGUCUUCACCAACUACACAGAGGCAAAGACAAAUUUCCACUACCGCGAACAAGAGGCCCUUAAACUCCUCACUGAGCCUAUUACAGAAGGAAAGGAACAGCAGGGGCAGCUUCCCUUUGUCCCCUACCUGAAGAGAAAGUACAUGUCCAGGCCCCCUUCCUCCCCUUCCUCCCCUGCCUCGCCCAGCCCCGCCAAGGUCCCUAAGCUGGUGGAUAAUGGAGUGUUGGGUGGUAAUGGCAAGGUGAAGGAGGAAGGGAUAGGCAAGGAUGGGUUAGGUGAUGAUCUGGAGUGUAGUGAGGGGGUCCGGCGGCGAGCGGUGGAGCUCCUGGAGAAGGGGUGCUACAGUUCCUCCCUGUCUGAGCUGUGGGGCGCCAGCAGGGAGUUCAGGGACGGCUGCCUCUCCUUUCUCUCCCUCCUCAUCAUGAAGGAGACAUCAGACAUCCUGCAACAAGACACACUGUUCACUCGCACCCUGAACAGCACGGCCUUCCAGGAGGUGUCUUGGGGUCACACUAUGAAGGUCCUGUCCUCUGCUGCCCCUGCCACCCUCUGCCUCCUUCUGGCUCUCCUUGGUGUGGAUGCAAACAAUGAAUCGAAGGAGGCAGUGGAGGCGCAGCACAGCAUGGUGGGGUGUCUGCUCUCCAUGGCCCUGUACAAGAGAUUCAGGAGGCGUGCUAACUUCCUCCCAGCCUUGCACUCUCUUUACCUCCACACCACACACACGCCUGCCAGGGUGAAGAGGACUCUGCACCAGCUUGGCCUGACUGUCCCAUCUUUCAGGCUGACAGCUCUCUUGAAGGGCUUAGAGGCUCCCUCCGGUGACCUCGCCAACACCUGGAAGAGAGAACUGGAGCGAACCCUUCAGGUGAUAACCAGGAGGCCCAAGAAUGACGAGGGUACCAAGAAACUGCCAACUGAGAGGAGGAAGCUGGGCAUUCUUCCUAAGCCUGUUGCUGUCACAUCCUACAGUUUAAGCUGGGGAAGUGUGGAGUGCCAAGGAUCCCAAACAGUAGGCAGUCCACGUCCUUCACUCUCGCAAGCCUAUGCAGUGAGGAGCAGAGUGCCUUACAUGAUGACUUACAGAGAUGAGGCAGUGAGGCAGGCUGACAACAUUCCAUUUGAAGAAUUUGUACCAGACUCAGAGGAUUUCAUUAGAGUGAGGAACCAGAUGAAGAAGGAAGUGGAGAAGGUGUUAAUCACGCAUCUGGGUCUCUUCGCUGGUCUCUCUGUCACCGAGGAACACCAGUACUCACAUUAUUUGGAUCAGAAGAGUGUAAUGGUGGACCUUGGCACUGUGUUCAAGAGCCCGGGUGACAGUGGCAGUGUGGCGACCCUCAUGAAGAACCUUAAGAAGUACAUGGUGCACGACGAGGGUGAGCCGCUGUCCCUGUGUCUGUUUGGUGAGCGGGAAGGUGUGGAGCUCAUGGUGAAGGCCAAGGAUAUCAUGUCCUGCUUCUCAGACAAGUUGGAUCGCCUGGAUGGGAUGGAGCCUUGCGUUGCUGAUCAUGGACGUCAGGCGCUGCUGGCUAAGGACAUCAUAUCAAUAUUCUUCCCGGCUGGACUGCAAGACAAGAACUGCUUCCUGCGUCACCUCAACAUAGACAAGGCUUUGAUAGAGAGCUGUGAGGCACUGGACUUCCCUUCCCUCCAGACACUCCUGCAGGCGAUGGCACAGAGCUACACGCUGGCCCUGGCUGGGAGGAAGAUGACCAACUUGAUACUGGAGGAGGAGAAACUUAGUAAUGAGGAGAAGGUCAACAUUCUGGAGCAGCUAAGUGAGGAGAUUGUGUCCGAUGUCUGGCCUCAAGUCAACACAGAUUCCCUGGACACUGUGAGGCAGGGGAAUAAGGUGGUGCGGGAUAGAGAAUGUUCAUUUGGGGACUGCGUAAACUUCCGGGAGAAGGCGAGGCUGCCGUGCUCAGAGCGAUGUGCACGGCCCUUCUACUUCUGCUGCCAAAAGCCCCUCAACGAUGGCCUGGUGGAGUGUGCCAGGCGGGAGAACUGUCCCCGUGGCGCCUGGUUUCACAUCAACAAGAAGUGCUCCGGCUUGGUGGAGGCUCCUGAGGAUGAUUGGUUGUGUGGUUCCUGCUCAGCGCUGAGGAGAGUGGAAGGUCUGGGCGGAAGGACUGAUGGGCUGUGGGAGUACCAUCGAGGGUUCUUGUGGUACUGCCUCUUCUUCCUGGCAGGGCAGACGGCUGAGCGGUGCGGCAACGGGUGGCUACUGCAUGCUAUCUGGAAAGUGUCCAUGCCAAUCUUUGAGACACAAGGCCACACUGACUACCUGAAUCUUGGUUACUCCUUCCUGUCAGGGGUGGCAGGACGCAUCUCCCGCCUGGCCGCACAUGACAGUCUGCACAACCGCACUGUCAACCUGACUGGCACUCACAACGACAACAUGAGCUGGGACAAGACCGUGCAGUACAUCAGCAGGGAGACUAGAGGCAAAACACUACAGAGACGGAACACCAAGGAACCAGGCAGUCCCAGGAGAGCAGAGGCAUACAGACUGCACUCUCUCACCACAGCUUGGGAAUCUUUACACCAGAUGAAGGAGAACCAAGCCUCCACUUCCCUGCCAUUCAUUCAGAGUUACGCACUGCAUCUGGAAGCCUUGGGGGUCCUGCAGAAGGUCCCCGGCAGACAGAGAGUGGAUGAUGUGGAGUAUACACAUGUGAUUAGGGUCCGCAAGCCAGGGGUGAUGGUGACGACUUUAAGGGAACUGUGUGCUAAGGAUGUGACCCGGCAGAUGAAUGAACAGGAGACAGAGGUGGAGUAAUGAGAGGGAAAGGUGUGGAUAGGAGUGAGGGAUGGAGGUAAAAGGGUUUGUGGAGACUAAUGUGUUGUGGAGAUGAAUGAACAAGAGACAGAGGUGGAGUAAUUAGAGGGAAAGGUGUGGAUAGACGUGACAGAUGAAGGUAAUUGGUGUUUAGAGAGGGAAGUGAGCGAGUUUUGGAGAUAAAUGAGCAGGAGAGUGAGGUGGAGAGAAUGAUGGAAUAGUGACGGAGAGAUGAGGAAAAGGAAGGAUAAGAUUUCAAGGAGUGAGGAAUGGAGAUAAUUGAUGUUUAGAGAGAGAUAAAUGUGCUUUAGAGAUAAAUGAACAGAAAGUGAGAUGAAGUAGGGAGAGAACAAGAUGGAAUAGUGGAGGAGAGGUGAGAAGAAAGUGUAAGUGAAGGAUGGCAUUACAAAGAGAUAUUAAUGGAGAUAAUUGGUGCUUAGAGAAAGAUUAAUGUGUUUUGGAGAUGAAUAGGGAGAGAAUAAGAUGGAAUACUGACAAAGAGGUGAGGAUGGGAAGAGAAAGUGUGUAUAGAGUGAGAUUAGUGUAUUUUGUAGUGAAGGAGGGGUUGUAGAGGGAUACUGAAAGGUAGAGGGACAAUAGGAAUUAAUGUUUUGAAGUGAAAUAAUGGAGAUAGAC
Molecule: messenger RNA, 3929 nt
Organism: Portunus trituberculatus (swimming crab)
Lineage: Eukaryota; Metazoa; Arthropoda; Malacostraca; Decapoda; Portunidae
Source: RefSeq, a predicted model, not a curated record